AUGGAAACCGAAGAAAACAACCAACUGGCCUUUCUCGAUGUGCUUGUCAAGAGAAAUGGAGACCAUUUGGAUCACAGGGUGUAUCGAAAACCCACUCAUGCAGACCGGUACUUACACAAAUUGUCAAAUCAUCAUCCAAGCCAAAAACAGGGGAUUAUCGGAGCAUUAGCAAAUAGAGCAAGACGCAUUUGUGCUAAGGAUCACAUACAAGAGGAACUAAGUCACUUAAAUAAAGCCUUUCUUGCUAAUGGGUAUAAUGAGAAAGAAAUAAAGGCGGCGCUAGCACCUAGCCAGAGGAGACUUGACAUCAAUGAACAGAAUAACACUGUUAAUAAGGCCUUCCUUCCAUAUGUCUCCCAGGUCACCGAUAGGAUUGGAAAAGUUCUCUGGAAACAAAACAAUAUACAAACCUACCCGGAAAAUAAAGGACUGCUUGAGACCAGCCAAAGAUAA
Molecule: messenger RNA, 453 nt
Organism: Sitophilus oryzae (rice weevil)
Lineage: Eukaryota; Metazoa; Arthropoda; Insecta; Coleoptera; Curculionidae
Exons: 1
Coding region: 1-453 (150 amino acids)
Source: RefSeq, a predicted model, not a curated record